Grammomys surdaster is the source of this 2913-nucleotide messenger RNA. RefSeq names its product zinc finger protein 446 (gene Znf446). Lineage: Eukaryota; Metazoa; Chordata; Mammalia; Rodentia; Muridae. The transcript is spliced from 5 exons. Gene Ontology annotation, biological process: regulation of DNA-templated transcription. The record is from RefSeq and is a predicted model, not a curated record. The coding region runs from base 749 to 2023 and encodes 424 amino acids.
AUCACCGAGCGCGCCUCCUAGCCAUCGAACCCACCCUUUUCCUGUGUCAGAGCCGGGUACUCCAGCUCUGAGUUUCUCCUGAACAGGACAGAUGUCCCAGGAGAGCCAAUUUCAAUCCAGAACCUCUUAAGAGCUGGGACACAGGUUCCAGUUUACGACUCCACAAAAAAACGGGGCUGUUUGAUUUGGCUUUUGUUUCGGGGUUUCAAAUGUGAGGCUGAGGCAUUAUGAGGUAUCCACAGUUCAGCUGUGGCCAGCGAGCUUUGUCUCCCAGCCCAUAUAAGCCCUGGGAAUGCACCCAGGCUUUGAGCUCUGCUCCAGGUGAUGUACUUGGGCCCCAGAGCCAACUCUUCAGCUAGCACAGUGGUCGGCCUUCUGCCUGAAGCCUCAGGACUCCAGGUCACCCUGGAUGAUGGUCCGACCUGGGUCAACCCUUUGUCUACUGGGGGAGCUACUUUCGUCUCCCAACAGCCCUCUGUUGUACCUAAGUGUUUGAACCAGUCAUUUGCAGUUUUCUAGACGGUCCCUGGACACCUUCCACCCAGUCAUUUAUCUUCAUGGCUUUCUCAACUGGUCCCAACUGCUGUGGGUCUGCACCUCCCAUGACCUUCCUUGAAGUUCUUCUGGCCUCAAGGUUCUCUUUACCGGCUUCCAGGAGGGGUCUAGUAUAAGUAUUCUGACCUUAGAUGGCAUUCUUCCUUUUCUGUAGGUCCGUCUGUCAUCUCCAAAAAGGCCCUUCAAAACAAGAAUGCCAUCUCCUCUGGGUACCCCAUACCUAUCCCUCAGAGACUCCAGGACCACCCUUGAGGAGCCUGAGGCUGCACGACUCCGUUUCCGGGGUUUCUGCUAUGAGGAGGUUGAGGGACCCCGAGAGGCACUGGCCCAGCUUCGAGAGUUAUGUCACCAGUGGCUGCAGCCUGAAUCGUCCUCCAAAGAUCAGAUGAUAGAGUUGCUGGUUUUGGAACAGUUCCUGGGUGUGUUGCCCCCUGAGAUCCAGGCCUGGGUUCGAGGGCAGCGACCAGGGAGCCCCGAGGAGGCGGCAGCCCUUGUUGAGGAACUGCAGCAUAAUCCAGGGCAGCUGCUGGAUUGGAUCACAGCCCACAUCCUGAAGCCAAAGAUGCUUCCUCUAGUCCAGAAGACAGAGUCCUCAGGGAGUCACCACAUCUCAGCAGCAACAGAGUCCUCCAAGGCAGCCCCUGCGGAGGCACCACAGGACACCUGGAUAGAGAGAUCUACCCAGAUCAAUUGCAGUGUGAAGGAGGAAAUCGUUGCUGACGGGCAGGAGAUGGAAUCUCCAAGUGCCCUCCUUCCAGCCCAGGACCCUGAGGGAUAUCUCGAACAUCAGGAAACAGCCUCUGUAUCCUUCCAACCAGGAAGGAUCCAGGAGUGGGGCCUGUUGGACUCAUCACAAAAAGAGCUAUGCUGGGAUGUGGUGCCAGAGAAGUACGACACAGUGGUGUCCCAGGCAAGCCUGCCGCUGCUACAGCCAGAGACACAUGUUGACUCUGAGCUGAGACCAAAACAGGAGACACCACACAAAGGACCAGAGUCCCUCGGGAGCCAUCCCCCAGAAAUGGGAGCCAUUGCAGAUCUAAAGCUAGUUCAAGCCACUCCAAGUGAAAGACAGAGUCCUUGCAAGGACCCUCCAGGCUUGUCUCCCACACCACUGCUUGAAGUCCCAGAUAGGCCCACACCUCGGAAGCUGUACGUUUGUGAGCAGUGUGGCCUCAGCUUUGACUGGAAGUCGGUUUUCAUCAUCCAUCUCCGCACACACAGGAGUGGGCCAGGCCUGGAAAGACCAUCACAGGUGACCUGGGAGCCGACCAUGCGGCGCUCCCCUAGCCUUCGGGGCUAUACAUGCACGGAGUGUGGGCGCAGCUUCAGCUGGAAGUCACAGCUGGUCAUCCACCGCAAGAGCCAUGCAGGUCAGCCGCGCCACUUCUGCCGGGACUGUGGGUGUAGCUUUGACUGGAAGUUUCAGCUGGUCGUUCAUAGAAAGAUCCACCAGCCAGAGGGGCCAUGAGCAGCUGGAGAGUCAUGUCUCUGCUUGGAUGCCUCCAGCCCCUAAUGCACCACUUCUGGUAUCCUCUCUAGCCAAGAGGAGUUUGUAAGACACCCCAAGUCAGUCAGGGAUUGCAAGAUUACCCUGUCUAACACCAGACUAUCCAGUAUAAGGAAAAGAGGCUGUUCCCUUCCUUUGGCUUCUGCUUUGUGAAAAGUUAGACAGCACAUGGGUGCCUCAGACCAUGCAUGCCUCUGGGUGAAGGCUGCACCCCACAUUGCCAAUUCACCAUUAAACUGGAGGACAAAGGCCCACUCCCUGAUGCCCAGGGAACUAUGACCCUCUGGACAGUCACUCAGGAUUUUUCAGUGCAUGGUGUCCUAUUAACUAUGCCUGUAAACUAGGUGGAUCAGAACAGAUUUGCUUACUAACUGUUCAAACAUCAAAGCGAUGAAGAAUGUCUCACUAGAUCAAAGACAGACUCACCCUGGGAGCUACCUGAGGCCCUUGGCUUAUGACCUCUUUUUCCAUCUUUAGCAGUGGGUAGUUGUUUACCUUAUUGAAUCAUUGAUUCUCUGAUUUCUGCUUAUGGGAGCCUUUGCAGUGUCGUGGGGCCACUUAGAUAUUCUAGGGUGAUCACUUUAAGGGUGGAGGAUGAAGUGGGAGCUUUUCUUUUGUUUGAGACAGGGUCUCCUAAUACAAUAGCUUCUGGCCUCUAACUGGUAAUCCUCCUGUCUCAGCUUCUCCUGUGUUGAAAUUAUAGGCUUGUACUACCAAACCCAGGUUGGGAUUUUAAAUUCUCUGUAUGUAUGUUUAAGACAGUCUCACUUUAAUGCCCUCAAACUAUCUGUAGUCCUCCAACCUCAGCCCUUAGAGUGCUGGAAUUAAAGUUGUGUGUCACUGGGCCAGGA